Messenger RNA from Rhineura floridana, 1344 nucleotides. RefSeq names its product proline rich 22 (gene PRR22). The coding region runs from base 1 to 1344 and encodes 447 amino acids. The transcript is spliced from 3 exons. The record is from RefSeq and is a predicted model, not a curated record. Lineage: Eukaryota; Metazoa; Chordata; Lepidosauria; Squamata; Rhineuridae.
AUGCAGCAACCCAAACUCUUCUACCCGCAGCAUGAGACGUACACCCCCAGGCCUUUAGACCAACCGGACGGCCACCCAAACCAACCCUUCCCAGCUUUUGUCCUCCCUGAAAACCUUGCCUCCGUAGGGACACCCAGUUUGUACCAUCCCCACAAUCAAGAGAAGGAUCUACCCCCAGCAGGAUUCCACAUGGCUCCCUGCGGGUGCUUCUUUGACCCCCGGAUUUACCGCAUCGAGUGGGCGACGGCCAACUUUGUCCAGCCCUCGGUGUACAAACUCUCCAGCGGGUCAGGUCCCCCAAACACGUACCUCCUGGACAGCCAGAAAUACCUCAAGGGCCCUGUCCAAUCAGUCCCGUAUCCGGAUUACCAGCCUGCCACCAACAGCCCUCAGUUCGUUUUGCCCUUCUUCAAGCCUGUGGGCCCCACGGCCCACUUGGUGGAUCCCAUCGGCUUUGUCGGCAACCCUGCCCAUGGAUCCUCCUUCAUGGAGGCAUCCUCUCUCCACAGCGGCCUGGUGCUGCAGACCAAAGAACACAAAACCCUCACCAUGGUGCCCGGGCUGAAUCUGAGUGAGCAGCCUGCCCCGGCAGGACCCUACAAGCCCCUGAAAGACUGCGAUGAUUUGCCCUUCCAAGCGUACAAGGUCUUCCCUCUGGAAGAGGGAGGAUUCGAACGAAAUGACCAGACUCUGGAUUUCACAGAGGACCCUCCAGUCCUGAAAGCCCCUCCUGAAGACCACCAAACUGCUCUCAGCAUGCCAAGCGCAGAGAUCAUGACAGAAUCGGAGGCCUGCGUGGACUUGGAGAGCCUCAUCACCAAUGGGAAACCAUUGGUAGAAGACGAUAAUGAAGAGUCCUUCAACCUUCCUGACAAGGUCCUGCUGGAAGAUGCCAUGAAGCUCUUCGACUGCUCCCCUGUCAACUCUGACACGGAGGCAUCCCUGGAUGGUUUCAGCAACGGUGGCCCCAGCAGGCACCUGGGGGACAACCUGAGGGACAGCUGCUUCUCGGGCGAAGAUUCGACCAGCGACAUCCGGUCGCUCAACUUGCCCGACGAGCUCUUGUCUUUCGAUUACAGUGUGCCAGAAAUCGUCAGCGCCGUGACAAGCUUGGAUUACCUCUACGACGUGAAUGUGUUUGAGGAGGAAUCGCAGUGGGAAGGCCAGCCAGCCUCCCAGCCUCUCUCAAAACACGACUUCCACGAGGAUCCCGGGGAGAAAACAAAGUCCAGCACUACAACCGCCAAGAAAACAAAAUCUGCUGCUAGCAAACCAAAGGGGGUGUCCAUGCAGGGGGGCGACAGUGAACCUCAGGGGCUGGAACCCACUGCCCUGGCCAGCUAA